Molecule: messenger RNA, 8035 nt
Organism: Pseudophryne corroboree (corroboree frog)
Lineage: Eukaryota; Metazoa; Chordata; Amphibia; Anura; Myobatrachidae
Gene: CORO6
Product: coronin 6
Exons: 11
Coding region: 322-1737 (471 amino acids)
Biological process (GO): actin filament organization; cell migration
Molecular function (GO): actin filament binding
Source: RefSeq, a predicted model, not a curated record
AUCAUACUGUCUUUCAGCUGUUGGGUGUUGAGUUAUUUUGCUUGAAUGUUGAUAGCAGCAGCUGUUACUGCAGCCGUAGUCUCCUGCAACACACACACACGAUAGACCCCUUCGUCAGUUUCUGACAGAGCAGAGAGCAGGCAGCUCAGCACUGGACAGAAGAAGUGCAUGCUAGCUGUGCACACAGGCUCACCCAGGCAAGAGGAGCAGAUACCCCACAGCCACCUCCUGGCCAGGAUAUAAGAAAAAGGACAUACAAUCACUAGUGCCCUAACAUCUGUCAGGAGCUGUCAUCCACCCCAGUGAUCAAGUAUUUCCACAAUGAGCCGAAGAGUGGUGCGCCAGAGCAAAUUCCGGCACAUUUUUGGCCAGCCAGUAAAAGCUGACCAAAUGUAUGAAGACAUCCGGGUGUCUAGGAUAACUUGGGACAGCUCGUUCUGUGCUGUGAAUCCAAAAUUUUUAGCCAUCAUUGUGGAGUCGAGUGGAGGAGGGGCAUUUAUAGUGUUACAAUUAUCUAAGACAGGCCGCGUGGAUAAGAAUCAUCCCACAGUCAGUGGUCAUACAGCUCCAGUACUGGACAUAGAUUGGUGUCCCCACAAUGAUAAUGUCAUUGCCAGCGCAUCAGAUGACACUACAAUCAUGGUUUGGCAAAUCCCAGAUUACACACCCGUACGAUCAAUUACGGAACCCAUCGUCACGCUGGAAGGUCACUCAAAGAGAGUAGGCAUUAUCACGUGGCAUCCGUCAGCACGCAAUAUAUUACUCAGCGCAGGCAGUGAUAACGUAAUCAUUAUUUGGAACGUGGGGACUGGCGAGGCUCUCAUUACCUUAGACGAGCUGCACAGUGACCUCAUCUACAAUGUCUGCUGGAACUACAAUGGAAGUCUCAUCACCACCACCAGCAAAGAUAAGAAAGUUCGGGUUAUUGACCCUCGCAAACAAGAAAUAGUAGCUGAGAAACUUACCCCCCAUGAGGGGAUGAGACCAAUGCGAGCCAUCUUUACCAGAGAUGGAAAUAUCUUUACAACGGGCUUUACACGGAUGAGUCAGAGAGAACUGGGCUUAUGGGACCCGAGUAACUUUGAGGAACCCAUUGCUCUACAAGAGAUGGACACUAGUAAUGGGGUCCUGCUGCCAUUCUAUGACCCUGAUUCCAGCAUAGUCUACCUCUGUGGCAAGGGCGACAGCAGUAUCCGUUACUUUGAGAUAACAUCAGAGCCACCCUAUGUCCAUUACUUGAGUACCUUCAGCAGCAAAGAACCCCAAAGAGGAAUGGGUUUCAUGCCCAAGAGAGGCUUGGAUGUCAGUAAAUGUGAAAUAGCCAGGUUUUUCAAGCUGCAUGAGCGGAAAUGUGAGCCCAUUGUCAUGACAGUACCAAGAAAGUCAGAACUCUUCCAGGAUGACCUGUACCCAGACACGCCUGGACCUGAGCCAGCACUGGAAGCAGAGGAAUGGUUUUCGGGACAGGAUGCUGAUCCUAUAUUGGUAUCACUAAGAGAUGGUUAUGUUCCUAUAAAGAACAGGGAACUUAAAGUCACAAAGAAAAAUAUUCUGGACAACAAACCUCCAACUGUGCCACGUAGAAGCUACUCUUCCUGUGAAUCUGGAUUCUCUAAAGUCUCUCUAGAGGACCUCCUUGAAGAAAUCAAAUGUUUACGAGCCACUGUUGAAUCUCAGGAGAAGCGCAUCUCAAACCUGGAAAACCAACUACAUGAACUUUCCAAUGGCACCGCCUGAGACAGGACUGUGAGAUUCCACCGACCCAGAAUGCACUUCAAGAAUUACAUGCCCUUUUCCCUAGCAAGCAAACCUGAUUAUGUUUUACAGGAGGGGAUGGAGCCAAUGCAUGGACUCCAAAAGGAAUCUCCCCAAUUUAUCCCAUUCAUUGUUAGAGGAGUCUGCAGGGGCCCUCUUCCUUGGGGUGGGUUAUGUCUAAGGGACUGGGGAUAAAGACUAGUCGCUAUUUUUUUUCCAAAACGCUAUUAGACUCCUCCAUCUGCAUCCCCACAGAGAACAAUCCAUAGGCUGCUUUAACUGCUGAAAUGAAGAUUCGGCAAUCUGAAACAAAAGCUAACAUCGGUAGUGUGCAAGACUUUCAUCACUUGUAGCAAUGGGACAAAGUACUUCCAGUGAAUUAGAAGCACAUGCCAUAUUUCCUCUCCUCCUCCUCCUCCUCCCCUUUCCCUUUCCAUUAUUUCCCAGCUUUCUUACUUUUGAUACAUUUUGAAUGAUGAAUUUUAGAAUAAUCACAUUUUGGUUUGGCAAGAAGAUAAAAUUAUAUACAUAGAUAUAAAAUCUAUAGACUAACCGCUUUCCAGAGAAGCAAAGGUAUUAACGUUUCUUAGGUGUAAAGAAGAACACCUAAAGUUUAGAUUUAUAAAUGACAAAAUGCAGCAUUAGGCUUAUGUCUAUGGCAUUCCAAAUCAAAGGGGCAUCCCAUCUCGCUACCACCCCCCCUCCCCUGAACUAUGCUCAUUUGUAGCUAAUACUACUGGGCAGUAUCCCAUCCAAUCUUAAUUAGGAAUGUCUUACUGUAAAUACAACUCUUUAUAUACACAUUGCGGCUACAUGUGUAUAAAGUGUACCUGUAACCUAUACACAGUCAUGAUCAUGUACAAAGUGCAAAAUGCCCUUGGUAGUGCCCUUGGUGAUGCUGUGUACAUACAUAGCAGAUGCAUCUAGAUUUCCUGCUGCAGAGCAAAAUGGUAUCGGUAGUGGAGGAGCGGUCGCUUGCACAAGGCGAUGGGAGCUUGGUUGUGUUAGGGUGUAUGGAGAAGGCAGUUUGGUGCAUUUUGUUUUGGGGAACACAGAAACACAAUAUAGAAUUCUGUGGAGUAGGAUCAUUGAAAUGAAGUUCCAGUAAGGGGCAGAGAGCAGCAUUGCUAGAGGCUUCCCCUGCUGUAUAUAUAGCAGCACAGCAGCUACCUUCUGCUUCUGGUACUGCCUCAGAGCUGUCAGCGUUUUGUAUGGGUCUUGUGCCAUAUAAUCUUUCAAACAAAGAAGUGCCACAUGUAAUAAACACAGUCCUAAUGACUCCUCAGUGUCAUGAAUAAUUUAAGUCAUAAAUGAGACUAAUUAAGCCGCAUUUUAAGAGAGAAAUAGAAAAACUAAAUGUCAUAACAUGGUUUGUUGUAAAGUGCUGAAAGGUUGGACUAUGAUGCAGCAGUACACCUUUGCACAGUAUGCCCCUCCAUUACUCCACAACCCACAGACUUAGCCGGAAGUACGGAGGCAUCUCUUCCUAGCGGAGGUGGGUACCGUGGGCAGGGUGGGCCAUCUUGGUGCACUGCUGCUCAGACAAGGAGUUUGGGACAUCCAGUGUUCAUAAAUAAGAAGUAGUGGAGGCAGCAGUGUGGUAGGCUAGGCCAAUACCCAUGACCAGGCAGCCAGUAUAGUCAGUAGGAGCACAUUGUCUCAUUGACAUAUGCUGGUAAUGGAUCGGCUGCACUCUGUGUAGGUAGCUAAUGCACGUUAAAGUCUUCCAUGAUUUAGAAAUAUUAAACCUGUCAAAGGUCAGGGAGACUGAAGUGUGAUUUUUUAACAUCCGGUUGUUUAAUUAUUCUUAAUGAUCUAAUGUAAUUUUCCUGUUGUGAAGACAAGAACUAACAGCGGACUGCUUCUGUGUUACUAUGUGCCAUAGUUCCUUGCUGCGUCCAUCCAUAUUCUGUGUUGCCAUGCACCCUACCCAGUGGGGCAGUAAUAGCAAAUAUUACACUGGUGGCCAUACAGCUUUGUAACGCCACUUGCUGAAUACUGUCUACAGUACUUCACAUAAUGAUGUCUAUUACAGCUGGGUUUUUUUGUUUUCUUUCCACAUGAUGUACUUUGUGUGAUACUGCCCCUCAGGUUUUCAAUAUCUCUGUACAAAUUUUCCACCCAUGUUGUGGAAGCUGUCUAUCUGCUCACUAGAAACUAGUAAGAACUCUCAGGUGUAAGAACGUUUUUGCCUUGCUUAGAGUUUGAUGCAUUGAAUGACGUCUGUAUGGUAAGCAAGCCGUAUCACAAGACAUGUCCAACUGAAUAUAUAGAAGUAAAUCUAUGGCAGACAUAUAUGUACACUUACUUCCAGCAAUAGUGUACAGUUGCAGAGGUUGCAUUACCCUCUUUGUACACAAUAAACUGUAAUGAAGUGACAUAGGGGGGUCAUUCAGAUCUGAUCGCUGGGCUGCUUAUUUAGCUCUCCUGCAUUCAUAUAGUUGCUGCCUCCACUGGGAGUAUAUAUUCACUGUGCAAGUGUGCAAUCCUAUGUGUACGCCGAGCUGCUAAAAUUAACUUUGUGCAGUCUCUGCGCAGCCCAGGAUUUACUCCUACCGUGCGAUUAGAACAGGCUGAUCGGGGCCGGCGCUGACGUCACACACCCUCCCUGAAAACGCUUGGGCACGACUGCGUUUUUCUGAACACUCCCAGUAUGCGGUCAGUUACCACCCACAAGUGGCUUCCUUCUGUCAAUCCCCUUUGUGAACACCAGUGCAAUUAGAGUUUUCGCAGCAUUCUGUUGCUGGCUGGCAAUGCCCUUUGUUGUUGUCCGACACGCGUGCGCAUUGCGGUGCAUACGCAUGCGCAGUUAGUACCUGAUCACCCGCUGUGCGAAAACACACUGCAGUGAUCACAUCUGAAUGACCCCUUAUAUACAAGAGUGAAUACUAUCCUAACACUGUUAGUGAUAAAUGUGACAGUUCUUCCUGCAUUUGACCAAAUAAAGAUGACAAACAAGAAACCUAACACAGAUGACCACAACUUGACUUAAUAUAACCACAAUGUUAAUCUUUUAACUACUAUAUGCUGGAGGGGUUCAGGGGCUAAUUCAACAAGGAACGCAAAACUGCGAAAAUACGUAAAAUCUGAGACAAAAAAUACAAUUUCUGAGACAAAAAAUACAACUUCUGAGACAUAGCAAAAACUGCGUAUGUACUACGAAAACUAGGCGUGUAGGGGGCGUACUAAAGGGCUGGACUUGCAAAAACUACGAGCAGGGGCAUGUUGUGGGCGUAUGCAGAUUUUAGAUAGGCGGAGCAUACGCAUUUUUUGCAACUGAACGCACAUUUAUGGUGUGCAGUUUCUGAGUGACUACAGGUCUACCUUAAAAUCUGCACAAGCUGACCUCAGUUGUAGAAUGUUCGAUGUAUACUACAAUCAUUGCUUCAUUACACCUAGCUGAAGCAGCUCAUGCUGCUGACCACAAUUCAGUUUAUUCAGCUGCAUUGAAACUUCACUACAUGUAAGGGAGCUUUAAACUAUUUAACACAUGUAUUACUCAAAAAUAUAUCUUAGUAGUAACCUAAUAAUUCCUUAAGUUAAUAACAAUGCAGGUUUGUCAAGAACACACUUGUUUUCCUACAAACGUACAAUAACAUUUACAAGCAAGUUUUUUUAAUUUUUUGUUUGGUUAAUGGCUUUUUGUUUAAAAGCUGAGUUUUUUAAUGAUUUAAAGCAACAAACAAUUAUCUUCAAAAAUCAUACCCACAUACAUGGGGGUAUGACAAAGAAACAUGUUCAAUAACAUCACCACAAUAAUUGUGAUUUUGUGGACAUUUUAAUUUUGCACCACUUUUAAAAAAAAAUAUUUUCACAUUAAACAAUAACAUAAGGAAUGUUAAUAAUAACAAAGAAACAUUAAUAUGUCAUGUAUGUAAACUUUCAACAUAAAAAAAAAAAUCUUCCUUUUUCUGCCUGCGUUUGUGGAUUCACCAGCGGCAGUAGCUCGUCUUGUUGUAUGACGCAUCCUGUCUGUAGGCAUUGUUGGAUAAAUGAUAUGUGUGGCUGAUGUUAAAUUGUGACAUCAGAAACCUUUAUGCAAAAAAUGCGACUGUGUAAGUUUUUUCGCAAAAAAUGCGGAUUUUUAAAUCUAAUCGCAAAAUUUGCAAAUUUGACAAGUCCUCCUUUUUUUUUGUAACAUUAAAUUAGUGUUGCAGAUUUUCCGUUUGGGCGUGCUUUUACAAUUUUGCGAUUGGUCGCAGUUUUUGCUCAUUUGUACUUUUUACGAUCCUUACUGAAUUAGACCCUCAAUCUACAAACAGCCACUUGAUUCAAGUAACUUUACUCCAGGCCUUGGGUAGCUGCGGUAUAUUCAGCUCCUAACUAGCUACGGACGUGCCCAAGUCAUUAGAUUGUAUACCAUGGAGGCAUUCUACACUUCCAUAUACGCAUCAUUACUGUACUCCACUAGUGAACAACCCCUUCCUCCACUGCAGGUAUAAGGGGCUGCAAGUUUAGAUACAGACACAAUUUGAUACGCUGGAACAAUACUGAAAUAGGUCUAUUUAUACACCACAAAUGGAUGUCCAUCCAAUAAUAAAUGAGGUCCUCUGUGCCUUAUUUCUCGGUGAUGUAGCUAGUUUCAGGUGAACUGACAGGCUAAUAAUGGCAGGAGGCUUCCAUAAUUUCUGCAAUCACGCUGUAAUUGCGGCGUGAUCACAAUUACAGCGUGAUUGCAGUGGGUGGGUGGUAGCCUGCAUGCUGUGCGGCCUUGCCCUGCAAUGGGUUGCCGCCAGCAUGCGAAAAAAAGUAUUGGAAAUUCUGCUAGGAAACCUUACCGAUUGUGGUUCUAUGACUGCUGCUACAUAUUUGUACAUAGUUGUUUGGAUCUGCCAAGCGGCUUGUUGGAGUCUAAAUAGAAAUCAAGGGGACUGUGUAAUAUGCAUAUUUUCACACAUCCACAAUGUGCAGGAUUGUAGUUGUGAGCUGGCUGAUCGGCCCAAUUAUUGCACAGUGUGUACCUAAGAUAACUAUAGUAAGGAGUCUAGCACCAGAUGACCUAAGAGUCUUACUGGGUUUUUCUAAAGUUAACAUCUCUGAAGAAUAAUUUGGAGCUACACCAUGGUGGUCAUUCCGAGUUCGCUCGGUAAUUUUCUUCGCAUCGCAGCGAUUUUCCGCUAAUUGCGCAUGCGCAAUGUUCACACUGCGACUGCGCCAAGUAAAUUUGCUAUGAAGUUUGGUAUUUUACUCACAGCAUUACGAGGUUUUUUCUUCGUUCUGGAGAUCGGAGUGUGAUUGACAGGAAGUGGGUGUUUCUGGGCGGAAACUGCCCGUUUUAUGGGAGUGUGUGAAAAAAUGCUACCGUUUCUGGGAAAAACGCGGGAGUGGCUGGAGAAACGGAGGAGCGUCUGCGCGAACGCUGGGUGUGUUUGUGACGUCAAACCAGGAACGACAAGCACUGAACUGAUCGCACUGGAAGAGUAAGUCUCGAGCUACUCAGAAACUGCACAGAGAAGUCUUUUCGCAAUAUUGCGAAUCUUUCGUUUGCAAUUUUGCUAAGCUAAGAUUCACUCCCAGUAGGCGGCGGCUUAGCGUGUGCAAUGCUGCUAAAAGCAGCUUGCGAGCGAACAACUCGGAAUGAGGGCCCAUGUACGCAAGAAGCAACAUUUUAAAUUCAAUUCUAAAUGAAACUGGAAGCCAAUGUAGAGACCUUAAAACUCAUGUAAUAGGCUCACAGUUCCAAUAUGGAAGUCCAUUACCAGGUUUAUCAAGUACACAUGAGUGUGGAUUUGAUUGUGGCAAUAUAGUGACACACACUAAGCCACUAGGCAGUGUAAAAUUUAGGUGGAAUAUGUAGUCUGAAGUUCAUAAAAUUGCACCAAACAGUAAAUAUCAUGCGCUGGGUAACAGAAGGCAUGUGGGCAUUUGUUAUAUAGUACUUGACAUUUUGGUAUUACUUCCAAACAACACAAAACAAUAUGAUAAUGUUUUCUGAAAGUCAAUGUAUCUAACUUGAAUUCACAAAAUGUGUCAUAAACAGCAACACAGUGUCUAUUGUCCACAAAGAUGGCUUAUAUUUUCUUAUACAUACAUUUGCCUUACUUCCUAAAUAGACAAAUACUUUGAAACCGUAUUGAAUGUCUGUAAUUGGUCAUGCCUGGCUGUAAAAUAAUGCAUUUCUUGUGCUGCUCUCUAGCAAAGUGUUAAUGACUCUUGUGAAUCUGUGUGCACUGAAUCAUUUAGCAAAAAUGGCUGCCAGUGGGACUUUUAUUUGCAGACCUAAGCAUGUGUUGGGCCUCCCAGGCUAAACAAUUAAAAUGGUAACAAAUUAUUUUGUGAA